CUGUCCAGCGAUUUGUUGUGUUUUUAUCUCCAAGUUUCACCAUUAUUUUACCAAGAUAAAGCCUUAAUUGAAUCCAUAUAGGGGUACUGAAUGGACUCAGAGAAACCCCACCUUCUGAAAGCCACGACAUGUCUAUUUUCAAGGCGCGAGUCAAGGAAUUUGAGGAUGUUUUGGCGGCUCCACAGGAUGUGAUUGACCUGAAACAACUCAGAAAACUUGCAUUCAAUGGUGUUCCUGAUGUGCAGAGUUUUCGAGCCCUCAGCUGGAAACUGCUCUUGGGGUAUUUGGGUCCCAAGCGUAGCAGUUGGACUACGACCUUGGCUCAGAAACGGGCGCUGUACAAGCAGUUCAUAGAAGAGUUGGUACUACCCCCAGGACACUCCAAAAACGGAGGCAGUGGAGAAGGGGGAGAUGGGGACAAAGUCGAUUCGGGGGGCGUUGGCUUGCAAGAUCAUCCGCUAAGCGAGGGACCCGAGAGUGCCUGGAAUACGUUUUUCAACGAUAACGAGUUCUUGCUACAGAUCGACAAAGAUGUUCGGCGCCUUUGCCCAGAUAUAUCCUUUUUCCAGCAGCCCACAGACUAUCCCUGCGAAAUUGUGGUCCACAGUAAAGGGGAACACGGACGCAGACUUCAUGAACGCGUAGUACCUGCUGUGCUCAGUUCGGCGAAUGUGGAACGCAAGGGCCUGGGCAUGACCAAGCAGCAAAUAAAUCUAAUCACUAAACGCUCUGUGGAGAACUAUGCAGCCAUGGAGGAGGGCCAAGAGGCACACUGGGAGGUUGUGCAACGCAUUUUAUUUAUCUACGCUAAGCUGAAUCCCGGCCAGGGAUAUGUCCAAGGAAUGAACGAGAUUGUGGGCCCUAUCUAUUUUGUAAUGGCCUCCGAUCCUGAUCUUACGUAUCGCGCCCAUGCCGAGGCUGAUUGUUUUUUCUGUUUUACCGCCCUGAUGAGCGAGAUACGUGACUUCUUUAUCAAAACCCUGGACGACGCGGAAGGCGGUAUUAAGUUCAUGAUGGCCAAGCUAUCGAAUAUGCUAAAAUCAAAAGACCUAAACAUUUAUGAGCUGCUUAAGCGUCAGGAGCUGCAUCCCCAAUACUAUAGCUUCAGGUGGCUUACACUGCUCCUUUCGCAAGAAUUUCCACUGCCAGAUGUGCUUCGCAUUUGGGAUUCCGUAUUUGCAGAUGAACAGCGCUUUGAUUUCCUUAUAAAAAUAUGCUGUUCCAUGAUAUUAAUCCAAAGAGAAGCCAUUUUGGAAAACGACUUUGCCUCGAAUGUAAAACUACUACAGAACUAUCCGCCUAUUGAUAUUAAUGUUGUGAUUACUCAUGCCGGUUCGUUGGCGUAGCAGACGUUUAAGAAUAUAUCCAAAUGCCCAAAUGCUUGCAAAGCCCUUUAGUCAUUUAUCAACGUAAAGAACCAAGCAAUCAACUACACUAAAAUUAGCUCCAAUCUCCAAAACGCACUUUUACAGGAAAUCCAAUAAGUGAAUACGUAUCGUUACUUUUUAUAUGACUUAUAAUUUGUAUGUCAUUAAUAAACGAAAUAAUUUUAACAUA
Messenger RNA from Drosophila eugracilis, 1557 nucleotides. Its product is annotated as TBC1 domain family member 13. Gene Ontology annotation, biological process: intracellular protein transport; activation of GTPase activity. Bases 129 to 1346 code for a protein of 405 amino acids. Gene Ontology annotation, molecular function: GTPase activator activity. Lineage: Eukaryota; Metazoa; Arthropoda; Insecta; Diptera; Drosophilidae. The transcript is spliced from 6 exons. The record is from RefSeq and is a predicted model, not a curated record.